This is a messenger RNA of Exophiala oligosperma, 1269 nucleotides long. RefSeq lists its product as uncharacterized. The record is from RefSeq and is a predicted model, not a curated record. Lineage: Eukaryota; Fungi; Ascomycota; Eurotiomycetes; Chaetothyriales; Herpotrichiellaceae. Bases 1 to 1269 code for a protein of 422 amino acids. The transcript has 2 exons.
AUGCCACAGGGUAAUCAACUGGAGUAUCCCGUUCCGGAUAACUCUCAACGAAUGCUUGUAUUCACCACAUCUGGCCCAAGAGCAGCUACUCAGCAUAUUUUGCACGGCGAUAUCCUCUUCGGGGCCGGUGCUAAUGUUUUCUCGACAAAUACCAAGCCACACUCAUUGGAUCUCAAUCUCCUCGAUAACGCCGUGCGAGCAGUAUCUCUGGUCCACUUGAGUCAUGUUUAUCAGCUGGCUUCUUUGGAGCAAGAAUCGAGACACUUUUACUGCAUUUCCCUACGCCUCCUUAGCGACGCUCUUUCAGACGAAAUCCGGCGAUCUUCCACAGAGACUUUGGGCGCAACGAUUCUCUUGUCCUUCUACGAGCUAUUCGCUUCUGAUUCCAGCCAGUCAUGGAUACGACAUGCAGGCGGCGCAUCAACGUUAAUGCGUAUCCGCGGCCCGUCUAAGCACCUGUCCGGGCUAGGUCGUGAUAUAUACCUGGCCUAUCGCAGCGCCAUCUAUGUUGAAGCACUUCUCCGAGUGGAACCUUGUUUCCUCAGUGAGCCAGAAUGGACGGAAAUGGCAAAGCAAAUCCAUGAAGAUCUACGCUACAGUGAUUUAGUAGGUGCAAAGCGUAUAGAGCUCUUUGAUACAGCCGAGGAGUUCUAUAUGGAGAUUAUCCUUAUCCCCCGAGUUUGCUAUGAUGCUUCCCGAUUCUUCCAGAGGCGACAGAAUUUGACCGCCGACGAAUUCCGAGCCUACAGAAUCUCUAUUAUUGACCGAUGUCGAGGUCAUCGGGCAAAGCUACAGUCAAUCAAUCUAAGAUUUAGAGCUGCUAUUCAACGACUGGAGGUGGACGAUGUUACUAUCUUUCAGACCCCUGAUCCUGUGUUUCCCAUGCAAUAUUCCUAUAUUAGUGAGUCUAUUGCGAUGGUUUACUUGGCGCACCUUUCGACAACGAUUCUCCUCAACCGGAUCGUGAAUGAUUUCGAGUCUAUGGUAGCUUUACAUCAAAAGGAUUCCCAUCUCGCUGAGAAUAGGGAGAUCGCCAGGGAGAUCUGUCGAACGGCUUCAUUCAUGUUGGCCUCAUCUGUUUUUGGGCGUUUUUGCCUCGCCUGGGCUCUACAGCUCUGCUUGGUGGCACUCGAACCAGGGGAAGAAAGAGCUUGGGUGGAGAGAAAACUAUCCGAAAUUGGAAAUACUCACACGGCCAUCGCAACCGAUGUAUCAAAUCAUGAACCUCAGAGCCCAGUGAAAGAAUUGGCUGUCGUCGAUCCUUGCUAA